Closterium sp. Naga37s-1 is the source of this 3138-nucleotide messenger RNA. The record is from the annotation of a GenBank genome assembly. NCBI's taxonomy places the organism in Eukaryota, Viridiplantae, Streptophyta, Zygnematophyceae, Desmidiales, Closteriaceae.
AUGUUCCGGAAACGUUCUCAUGUCCGAGGGGAGCAGACUUUCAGGGAGCCAGCGGGACUGGCGCACAUAUUCUCACUCUCCCCCCGUGCUCGUGUCUUUGUUGCCGCCAAACAGCCAUCCGCCCCGGAUGAUAGGCGGGUUGUCUUCUCUGCGGGUGGGGCAGAGUUUUCCCUCGUUCCCUUCCCCGCACCCACUUCAGAGAAUCAGAGUCCGUGUGGCAGCUGUCUCAAACCCACGCACGUGCGGCACAUCGAGCGGCACUUGUCUUUCUCCCCCCCCCCCACCUCUGAUGACCUAUCAUCUUCUCAACUCGACCCUGAAGGCUGCGCGCAUAUUCCCCCCAUUCUCUCCCCAUUGCUCCCCCCUGACCCCCUCAUUCAGCUGGCGGCGGCUCAUUUCCUCUCGUCUGGAUCCGUACUGUGGGACAAGCCUCACGGUCCCGUCCCUGUCACCGCCAAGAUCGUGCAAUCCGCAAACGACGCCGCGUUUUGCGGGGUUCCGUCCGACCUCCUCUUUUGUCUCCAGAGCGGCGGCUCGGCGCGCGUUUCUGUCUCUGCUGCUGCUGCUCGUGGCAACCGCACCUCAGCAACAGCGACGAGGUUCGGCGCAGAGGCGAAUCUAGUGCCGCCGCGCCCGCAGCCGUCACGUUGGGCGGCAGCGGGGGGAGCAGCCUCCGACCGACUCUCCAGCGCUGUUGCUGGAGCGACGGGGGAACUGCGGAGGCUCCUCAGCGGCGGCGGCGGCGGCGGCGGCGGCGCCGGCGGCGGCGGUGGCGAUGGGAGCACCCGCACGUGGAUGGCGUCACGACUCCGAGCCGCGGGUGUGAACCUGAAGAGCCGGUGGACUGCCAUGGUCGGCGGCGGUAGCGGCGGGAGAGGUGGAGGUGGCGGUGGUGCGUUGUGGCGACGACAGGCGAUACCAAUUGACGACGACGAUGCCGCGACGGCCGCGCUGGUGACUCCCAUUCCCCGCCCCGCGGCUGCCGCGACGAUCGACAUCAGCGCUACGUCAGCAGGAGGCGCGCCGUUUGAGGCGCGCGGAGAGGCCGUGAACGCAGCAGGGGGGGUGGGGAUACGAGAGGGGCAGGAAAGCGCCAAGGGGGGUGCGGAGAUUCCGAGACCGUAUUAUGCGGAGGAAUUGAGGGAUGGCGCGGAGCAGAACGGCGAUGGACGGCGCGGCCCGUUGAAAUCAAUGGACUCGUCGCGGUCGCACGAUGCAACGCCGCACGAAAAUGCGUCGCUUGAAACCUCGCAUGACUCAUCGCACGAUGAGUCGCAUGGCGACGUAUGGGACGCGGAAGCGGACCCCAUGAUGCGCGCGCGCAUAGUGCCUGGCGACGAGCUGGACGCGGCGCUUGCGCACAUGGACAUGCGGCGGCCCGUGAUGGUGAAUUUAGCGAACGACGCGUUCCACGCGAUGCUGCUCAACUGGUGGUUCCACGUGUCGGAGACCGCAAGCAUCCCGAACGUUCUCGUCGGCGCGCUGGACCGAAGCACCGCCGAGUUAUGCAGGCAGCGCGGCAUCCCGCACGUGCAUCUGCGCACGGGGCUCCCGUCAGACGACUUCCGCGCGGACGCGGGCACGUUCCAGCGCAUGGGCGUGUGCAAGACGGCGCUGCUUACAGCGCUGCUAGAGCGCGCACGCGACGUGGUGCUGUCGGACACAGACGUGGUGUGGCUGCGCGACCCCUAUAACGAGCUGUACCUGGGGGCCAUGCGCCAUGCGGAUGUCAUGGUGUCCUCUGACUCGCUCUCGCAUGCUAAUGACGAGGCCAGCCUGCAUGUGGAUCCACUGAACAACACGGGCGAGGAGGGGGCGUGGUACCGGGGGGCGACGGCGCGGGGCAAGGAGGUGUUUGGGAACGCGUACGAGCACGCAUUCAACACGGGCGUGCUGCUGCUGCGAGCACGCCCCCACAUGCUGCAAUUCGCCCUCGCCUGGCACCACGCCAUGAGGACCAAGGGAGCGAGCGAGGGGUGGGAGAGCCUGUGGGGCGACCAGCAUGCGUUCAACCUGCUGCGUUACCAGAUGUUCCCCAUCCGCGUCGUCACCUCUCCCCUGCACCAACCCACCACUGCCGCUGCUGCCACCACCACAGGGAGCUCUCAGCAGCAAGGCGUCCUCCCCAUCUCCACCCCGCCCUUCUUCCCUCUCACACUGGCCCGCCACCAUGGGGAGCAGCGGUCAGCACACAGCACAACAAACAGUGCAGAGAGCGGUGCGGUGGAGAGCAGUGCAGCAGUGGCGGCGAGCAACCUACACAACACGUUCCAGUUCCACCACGCGCUGGGCAAGGCUGCUCGCUUCCGAGAGGCUGGGCUGUGGGCCGUGGACCCCCCCGAGUACUACGAGGAGGGCAACUACCUGAGCAUGGAGUACAGCACACCGCCAUGGAUCCAUGCCAUGGAGCCCGGCAUGCUCAGACACCAGGCCGCCAUGGAACACUUCUAUCACGUGGCACAGAAGGCCUUCGCCCUGGCGUGGCUCCUCUCCCGCAAGCUCAUCCUCCCACGCGUCACCUGCUUCUGCGACCGCUGGUGGGACUCCCUGUCGCACCCGUGCCGCGCGCCCGGCAGCGACCGCGACCCGCCGUUCGUGUGCCCCCUGGACUACCUCAUCUCGCCGCUCUACUGGGGCAGCAACGCCACCGACAUGGUGUAUCGGCCUGCGUCGUUUUUAGAAGACCCGCGCACCAGUGAAGAAAUCAAGGCGUCAAGACGCUAUGUGUCCAUAGACUACCCAGAUGCCUCGUCCCUGCACCACCACAACCAACAACCUCAUCGCCAGCUCCAGCAGCAGCAGCAGCAUCAAGAACACCUAAUGCCGCACCAGCAGCAGCAGCAGCAGCCACCGGACCCGCUGUCAGUAUACGGGGAGCUGCGGCUGCCAAUGAACGCCACAGACAAGGAGGUGCUAGCCGUGCUGGGGCAGCCGCACGUGCAUGAAGUGCGUGUGCUGCACUUACUGCACCCCCACGACACCUUCUGCAGGUUCGUCGGCCAAAGGGACGCAGAGGCUUUUGAUGCGUACACGUGGCAGUUCUUUUCUCAAGACUGGUGCUGCACACCCAACCAUGAGACUCGCACCUUCUCCAUCCCCCCUAUAGUAGACAUCUCUUUCGCAGAGAGGCUGAAGUAG